AUGGCUGACGAAGUCUACGACGGUGCCAUUGGCAUCGAUCUUGGCGCCCACCGCCUCACGCUCGGCCUCGAAUUGUUUACGCAGUUGACGUGCCAAUUCCUGGCCAACAGAACAACCACGAGCGUCCAGUUCCAACAAGAGCCAUCGCUGACCAUCGCCCUUUUAGGUACCACCUACUCUUGCGUUGCUACGUACGAGGGUACCAAUGUCGAGAUCAUCGCCAACGAGCAGGGUUCGUUCACCACGCCCUCGUUCGUCUCCUUCACCGACAAGGAGCGCCUGAUCGGUGAGGCUGCCAAGAACCAGGCUGCCAUGAACCCCACGAACACCGUCUUCGAUGUCAAGCGUCUCAUCGGUCGCCGCUUCGACGACCCCGAUGUCAAGAAGGACACCGACACCUGGCCCUUCAAGGUCAUCGAUGACAACGGUUCCCCCAAGGUCGAGGUCCAGUACCUCGGCGAGACCAAGUCUUUCUCCCCCCAGGAGAUCUCCUCCAUGGUCCUCACCAAGAUGAAGGAGAUUGCUGAGGUCAAGCUCGGCAAGAAGGUUGAGAAGGCCGUCAUCACCGUCCCCGCCUACUUCAACGACAACCAGCGUCAGGCCACCAAGGAUGCCGGUGCCAUCGCUGGUCUCAACGUUCUCCGUAUCAUCAACGAGCCCACCGCUGCCGCCAUCGCCUACGGUCUCGGCGCUGGCAAGUCCAACAAGGAGCGCAACGUUCUCAUCUACGAUCUCGGUGGUGGUACUUUCGAUGUCUCCCUCCUGAACAUCCAGGGUGGUGUCUUCACCGUCAAGGCCACUUCCGGUAACACCCAUCUUGGUGGCCAGGACUUCGACACCAGCCUCCUCGAGCACUGCAAGAAGGACUUCCAGCGCAAGUCGAAGAAGGAUAUCUCCAACGACCCCCGUGCCCUGCGUCGUCUCCGCACUGCUUGCGAGCGUGCCAAGCGUACCCUGUCCAGCGGUGCCCAGGCCACCAUUGAGAUUGACUCCCUCUUCGACGGCGAGGACUUCCAGAUGCAGAUCACUCGUGCCCGUUUCGAGGAGCUCAACGCCAAGGCCUUCAACGGCACCCUCGAGCCCGUCGCCCAGGUCCUGAAGGAUGCCAACCUCCAGAAGAGCGCCGUUGAGGAGAUUGUCCUCGUCGGUGGUUCCACUCGUAUUCCCCGUAUCCAGAAGCUCCUGUCCGAGUUCUUCGACGGCAAGAAGCUCGAGAAGAGCAUCAACCCCGACGAGGCUGUUGCCUACGGUGCCGCCGUCCAGGCCGGUAUCCUCUCCGGCAAGGCUACCUCCGCCGAGACCGCCGACCUCCUGCUUCUCGACGUCUGCCCCCUGUCCCUCGGUGUCGCCAUGGAGGGUAACAUCUUCGCCCCCGUCGUUCCUCGCGGCAACACUGUUCCGUGUAUCAAGAAGAGGACCUUCACCACUGUUGCCGACAACCAACAAACCGUCCAGUUCCCCGUCUACCAGGGUGAGCGUGUCAACUGCGAGGACAACACCUCGCUGGGUGAAUUCACUCUGGCUCCCAUCCCCCCCAUGCGCGCCGGUGAGGCCGUCCUCGAGUGUGUCUUCGAGGUUGACGUCAACGGUAUCCUCAAGGUCACCGCCACCGAGAAGACCUCCGGCCGUAGCGCCAACAUCACCAUCUCCAACUCUGUCGGCAAGCUCUCUUCUCACGAGAUUGAGAACAUGAUCAACGACGCCGAGAAGUUCAAGUCCAGCGACGAGGCCUUCUCCAAGAAGUUCGAGGCCAAGCAGCAGCUCGAGUCCUACAUUGGUCGCGUUGAGGAGAUCAUCUCUGACCCGACACUGUCCCUCAAGCUCAAGCGCGGCCAGAAGGACAAGAUUGAGCAGCAGGUCAGCGAGGCCAUGGCCAAGCUUGAGAUCACCGACGCCUCGGCUGAGGACCUCAAGAAGCAGGAGCUCGCUCUUAAGCGUCUCGUCACCAAGGCCAUGUCUUCACGAGCACUUAGUAAAGGCCGUUUAACCUACUACGGAUACUACCGCGCUUUACAACUAUACGGCAGUGAAGAGGGCAUCGCCAAGGAGGCCUCGAAGACAAAUACGCUCUUUGAGGAGUGGUGUAAGAAGCACGAGGGUCGUAUUGACGAAUUCCGAUCAAAGGCUCGCCAAGAAGGAUUCCCCGAUCCUCGCUACGGCGAUUUAAAGCACAUUAUCUAUACGAAUUCCUCCAGUGUUUCUAGGGCGGUUCCAGAGGACGAAGCCAAAGACCUCAUGGAAAAUUUUGGGCAACCACCUUGGAUUACUGACGAAGCUGGCCACCCAGCCAAGACCUGGAACCCUGAUAAUGAGGAGUGGCUUGAGUUCAUCGUUGAGGGAGAAGGCAAGUCUUCCAGUUCAAUGUCAUUGAAGGAAAUCAGCGGCAGCAGUGUGGCCAGCGGUGUCCGCACCGCUAUACGCCAAGUUGAGAAACACGUUGAGGUUUACAACUCAUUCCUCGUGGCCCAGAGCACCGACGGUCUCCCACGUCUCCAAGACGACCUCCAGCAAGUCCUUGACUUCCUUAAUGACCUCGACAAAAAGCAGAAGAACGAUUCUUCAGAUCAGGACGAACCUUCGAAACUCAACCCUGCAGAGCUCAUGAAACACAUCGGGGAUAUGGCCAUGAAACUCGAAAAAAGGAAACGAGAAGGAGAAAUCUUAACCCUGGCGUUGCAACCGCAUCUCUUCUAA
Verticillium nonalfalfae is the source of this 2694-nucleotide messenger RNA. It is a transcript of the gene SSB1, whose product is annotated as Heat shock protein ssb1. The record is from RefSeq and is a predicted model, not a curated record. Gene Ontology annotation, cellular component: plasma membrane; cytosol; nucleus. NCBI's taxonomy places the organism in Eukaryota, Fungi, Ascomycota, Sordariomycetes, Glomerellales, Plectosphaerellaceae. The coding region runs from base 1 to 2694 and encodes 897 amino acids. The transcript is spliced from 9 exons. Gene Ontology annotation, biological process: protein refolding; vesicle-mediated transport; cellular response to unfolded protein. Gene Ontology annotation, molecular function: ATP binding; heat shock protein binding; ATP-dependent protein folding chaperone.